Messenger RNA from Vespa velutina, 3092 nucleotides. RefSeq names its product protein sarah (gene sra). Gene Ontology annotation, molecular function: nucleic acid binding; calcium-dependent protein serine/threonine phosphatase regulator activity. The coding region runs from base 299 to 1084 and encodes 261 amino acids. The transcript has 6 exons. NCBI's taxonomy places the organism in Eukaryota, Metazoa, Arthropoda, Insecta, Hymenoptera, Vespidae. Gene Ontology annotation, biological process: calcium-mediated signaling. The record is from RefSeq and is a predicted model, not a curated record. Gene Ontology annotation, cellular component: cytoplasm; nucleus.
CGAUGCGGUGUUAAGAUCGGUUAAGAUUGUUGGCGAAACUUUGUGGAUUUAAUUAAUGUCAUUAUUUAUUUUGUACACACUCCGUAAAGGAAGAAAGUAUUUAUGUAAUAUUAAUUGAAACGCGACGAGAAAGAGAGAGAGAGAGAGAGAGAGAGUGAGAGAGGGGGGAGAGAGAGAGAGAGAGAGAGAGAGAUUAGUAUUAAAGUUACUCGAUCAUAGGAAUUUCUACAUUUUAGAAACAGUCUAUAAAAGAAUAAGUCGUGGUAAAAGAAUAGCAGUCUGUGCAAAACAUGCAUGCAUGUGUAUUGAAGAGUUUAAAAAAUUUCAAAAAGCAUACAUGUCAACACAUGAAGUAACUAUGGAGGAGAAAGAUAGUACCGAUAUAUUGGGAGAUGAAGAAUCUGAAGAGACGGAAAAUAUAAUAAUAAAUGAAGUUGAUGGAUUACCUAAUUUGCAUCCAAAUUAUGAACAAUUGGAACUUGAUUUUGAAGGAGAAAAGGGUCAUGGUUGUUUGAAUUCAAGGUCAAUAGAUGAAUUGAUUCAUGAUGAAGAUUUACCAACUUCUGUUAUUGUCACAAAUGUAGAUCCUGGAGUGUUUAAAGAAGAUGAAUUAAAGUCUGCAAUAGAGAAUCUUUUUAAACAAUUUGGAGAAAAUGCUACAUUCCAAUACUUCAAAUCAUUUAGAAGGAUGAGAGUUAACUAUAAUUCUCCAAAUGCAGCAGCCACUGCUAGAAUACGAUUACAUCAAACUCAUUUUGGUGAAACUGAUAUUAAUUGUUAUUUUGCACAACCAGUGACACCGAUAGAUAUGGAAGAUCAACAUCUUCAACCACCAGCUCUUACAAAGCAGUUCCUAAUAUCUCCUCCAUCGUCUCCACCUGUUGGUUGGAAGCCACGAGAGGAGAAUGAACCUUUAGUCAACCAUGAUUUAUUAGCAGCUAUAGCAAACUUAUCUGCAGGUGGUAGUCAUGAGUUACACCCGGGAGGUUCUGGACAACCAGGCAUUGUUGUUCAUGUUUGUGAAACUGAGAAUCCCAUGAAAAGUGGCCCACGUAUUCAACAUACACGUUGUCCAGAACAUUAAUGAAAUUUUUUUGGAAACACAUUAUACAUAAUACACGUCCAAUAAAUCAUUUAUCCAUCCAAGAAGUAACUAUAAUAAAAAAUAUCGUACAAAACUGGCAAUGAACGUAAUUAUAAUUUAUAGUCAGUAUAUUGCAGUCUCGUUCUUUUUUCUUUUCUUUUUUUUUAAUUUUUGCCAUGAUAGUUAAAUAUUAAAGUGUCAUUAAUCGAUGAACAUGAAAAUUCUUAUAAAAUGUAGGUAUUGAAUAUAUAAUAUUAAAGUUCCAAUCAAAAUUAAGUACGUGAAACUCUUGUUAUAUCAAUGUAAAAAUUCAAAAACACUAUAAAUGUUAUUAUAAUCACUGUUUAAAUGUAGUCUAGAAGUUCUAGACUUAUAUCAGUUUGAAAUAUCUGUUUUGAUUAAAUAUUUUGAUUAAUUUUUAGACUAUUAAAUGCUAAUUCGGGCUAAAUCAAUAUAUGAAAAUGAAAAAUGUACAGUUCAAGAAUUUUUAAAAAUAGUGAAGUAUCUUUAGCAAUGAAGAAGUUACAUAUUAUAAAAAAUGUUGGUAAACAUUGAUGUUUUGUGAAACAAAAAUUCUAGCUAAAAAAGAUUGGAUAUUAAAUCUUUAACUUCAAAUAAUAAUUGUAUUCUCUGCUGUGUCAUAAAAAUUACUCUUUAUCGCGUACUCUUAAAGCUUCUACAUUAUACAGUAUUAGACAAUAUGAUAAUACUGAUAAGUAUAACAGAAAACUGAGUAAUGCUGCAUUGAUGACUUAAAUUGUUCUUAAAAUUAUCGAUGUUCCUUGUAUUUUAAAGUAUUGCUCAUUGUUUUACUUUAAUGUUGUGAAAAGCAAAUGUUAUAAUAGCUAGAAGUCUACGAUAAUUAAUAAAAAAUGAAAAUGUCAAUCUGAUCGUAAUCUUUACGUUCAGCAGAUUCUUUGAGAACAUGUUAUACUAAUGUAAGUUGUGUUUGUGUGUGGAAGUUAAGGUUCAAAUUGUAGUUAUGAUAUUAAUAUAUGAUGUACAUAUACACGUGUGCGUGCGUGCGUGUUAUUUUAUGAAUGCGAUAAAAGAAAUAUAAACGAUCCUGGAUCAUUUUGUUUUCUCUAUUUGAAUGUUAAAUUUCUUCGAGUAUCGAUUUUUAUGUUUUGAUCAAUUAAAUUUUUAAAGAUUCUUUAUAAUGACUUGUUAAAUGUCAUAAGAACAAACUAUUAUUAAAUGGAAUCAAAUUAAUAAGAAUUAAAUAUACACAUGCAAUUUGAAUAUCAGUAUUACUGUAACAUUAUUAUGACAGUAGUUUUGUGUGUGUGCAUAUGUAUAUACUCUAUUCCGACUAUAUGAAAUAUACACGGGUAAAUUGUUUUAAUGUUUUACCUGAUAGUAUUUUCAUCACGGCAAUUACAAAACGGAGCAAACAAUUGUUUUAAGUAUGUAAAUAUAAAUACAGAAGAUAUAUGCGCAUGCACAUAUCUACAGUGUACAUGAAUACGUAUGAUACAAUAAUAAAUAUCUUUUAUAUGUGUAUACAGCACAUAAUUUUCGUGAUAAUACGUAUGUCAGGAAUCUAAUAUAACUGGUUUGCGUAUUGAAAAAUAAUUCAUUUAGUUUGUCAUAAUUAUGACAUACUAAAUAUAUUUUUAUUUUAUAAAUUUUAAGUAUUGAUAGUUAAUUAAGAACAAUGUGCAUUUUAUUUGAAAUUAUUUUACAAUUAACUAGACUUAUAUGAUAGUAUAAUGAAUAAUCAAUUUUAAGAUUAUCCAAUGAAAACAUUUUUUCAUUCGCUAUAGAACCAUAAACCUCGAUACUCUUGUAAAUACCUAUGUAUAUAUAUAUAAUGUAUUUAUUUUCCGAUAUGUUACUGUGGUACAAAAAAUUUAUUAAACUAUUUUUUCUGUUUUUUCAAAAGUUCAUUAUCACAUCACAUUGUGGAAAAAAAAAACGUAAUGAAUAAUAAUAAUUAUAUCAACCAAAAAUAUGUAAUUAUGUAAAUAUUUUGAAAUUAGAUAAAAUAAAGAUAAUAUUGCAUAUA